Messenger RNA from Bradysia coprophila, 895 nucleotides. RefSeq names its product cuticle protein 18.6-like. NCBI's taxonomy places the organism in Eukaryota, Metazoa, Arthropoda, Insecta, Diptera, Sciaridae. Gene Ontology annotation, cellular component: extracellular matrix. The record is from RefSeq and is a predicted model, not a curated record.
UAUAAUGUGUCGCAUUGCACUUUGAUUCACGAAAAGGCUUAUAAGCGUCAGCGCAGCUUCCUUUCGUUACAAAGUAACAUACACAAUACUGUCGUCAUGAUCGUUAAGGUUGUGAUCUUAAUGUGCUUCGUGUUCGGUUCACAUGCAAAACCGAUAUCAGUUCAUGAGGGUGUUCAUUAUGCAACUGCACCAGCGUAUUCGUACGCAUCCGCUCCGCUGCAAACAUACGCCGUUCCAAAGGUAGUGGCUCCAGUGGUUUCAGCACCAAUAGUCUCACCCGUUUACCAUACGCCAGUCUACAAGCACAUCGAACCGGAACCCUACGAUCCGAAUCCCGAAUACAGUUACAGUUACGGCGUUAACGAUCCUCAUACGGGUGACAGUAAACACGCCGAGGAAUCGCUUUAUAAUGGAGUGGUACGUGGUAGCUACAGUUUAGCGGAACCGGACGGAACCAUCCGAAAAGUCACGUACACAGCUGAUAAAGUGAACGGUUUCAACGCAGUGGUUGAGAAAAUUGGAACACCCAAGCAUAUAACGCCACUGAAAUAUGUUGCAGCCGCACCCGUUUAUCAGGCACCUAUUGCUAAAUACGUUUCACCCGUAGCACCCGUUUAUCAUGCUCCGAUUGCAAAAUAUGUUGCUCCAGCUACCGUCUAUCAUGCUCCAGUCGCCAAAUAUGUUGCUCCGGCUGCUGUCUAUCAUGCUCCAGUCGCCAAAUAUGUUGCCCCGGCAGCAUAUCAUGCACCGGUGUAUGCCAGUUAUCACGGAUAUCAUUGAUACGUGUGCCUUUAUAGUUGUUAGAAUCUCAUUCUCAAGUUAAUUUAAUUAUUUAAACAGAAAUAUUUAACGAAACCUGCAUUUAACUGAAUAAAAGAAUUUCAGUGCUCAAAAA